Molecule: messenger RNA, 581 nt
Organism: Dalotia coriaria
Lineage: Eukaryota; Metazoa; Arthropoda; Insecta; Coleoptera; Staphylinidae
Product: dynein light chain Tctex-type 1-like
Exons: 1
Coding region: 16-465 (149 amino acids)
Biological process (GO): microtubule-based movement
Cellular component (GO): cytoplasmic dynein complex; cytoplasm
Molecular function (GO): dynein intermediate chain binding
Source: RefSeq, a predicted model, not a curated record
UUUUUCGUGGUUGCCAUGUCAGAUUUGAGUGAAUCAAGUGAAAUUGUCGAAAAUGGCGAUCAAGUGACCAUGUUCGACAGGAAAAAUUAUCAGUCUGACAGCUGGGGUGGACACGCACGUCGAAAUUCGGCCAGCAUGGACGACGGCGAGAAUCAGUUCGUUGUCGAGGACGUGAGUAAGAUCAUCAACGAAACCAUCGAGGCGACCAUCGGCGGUAACAGUUACCAACAGGAGAAGGUGAAUCAGUGGAGUGCCACCGUCUCCGAGCAGUGUCUGAGCGCGCUGAGUAAACUCAAGAAAGCAUUCAAGUACGUCGUCACCUGCAGCAUUAUGCAGAAAACUGGUGCUGGUCUCCAUACAGCUAGCUCCUGUUACUGGGACAGUGCCACUGAUGGCACAUGCACUGUCCGAUGGGAGAACAAGACAAUGUAUUGCAUCGUGUCCGUUUUUGGACUCGCCAUUUAAUCACCCAUCAAAAUGAAGAAGAAGAAAAAAUUUAUCCUCUGUUAUUGUUUAUUUCUUGCAAUUUUGUAAAAUUUAUGUCUACGUGAAAAUGAAAAUAUAUUGGUAAAUUACCUGAA